AUGGGACUGCAGCAGAAUUGCGAUUCGUCCUUGCAGACAUCGCAUCUCCUCCGACUCCCAACAGAGCUCCGCCUCAAGAUCUAUGGAUAUGCCCUGGCCGUGCCCAACGACUACCUCAACAAGCCCCUGAUCGUGGUACACGACCGCGGCAACGUCUUCACCGCGCGGGGCCGCUACCGUGCGCUAUCCAUGUGUCCCAGUUGGGAGGGCGAAGACGGCACCGCCCGCCGGCUGCUGGCCGUCAACCAGCAGAUCCACGCCGAAGCAGAAGACUACCUGUACUCGCAGCACACGCUGUUCUUCCGCAACUCGUUCGACCUGGACCGGCUGGGCGACUUCCUCGACACGCUGAGCGCCACGGCGCGCCGCCGCAUCCGCAGCGUCGGCUUCGAGGUGUUCUUCUUCGUCCACACCCAGAUCGGCGUCCCCAAGCGCACCCUCAAGCAGUAUGAGCGGGCUGGUCGUCUGCUCGCUGAGAAACUGCCCCAGUGGUCCAGCGUACUCUUCUAUCUCGACCCCCGCUUCUACUACCCCUCUGCCUCGUGCGGCGGUCGUGAACUGGCUGCCCGUGGGGUUCUUGACCUCGCCACCCGCUUCGGGCCUCUGUGCCCCGAGGUUGAUUUCUUUCCGCUGCCGAAUAGCCACCAGCAUCUCCUUGAGGAGGCUCAGCAGUUGCUCUGGCGCAGCAGUUCCCCUGACCGACAGCUUGUUGAGCGCCAUCGCGCUUCGACUCCGUCUUUCUCUCAAAAGUGUGCUCGCUCUGGUCAUUCCCCGCAGCCGGAUUCAUCUCUGGUUUGGUGA
Penicillium alfredii is the source of this 801-nucleotide messenger RNA. RefSeq lists its product as uncharacterized. NCBI's taxonomy places the organism in Eukaryota, Fungi, Ascomycota, Eurotiomycetes, Eurotiales, Aspergillaceae. The transcript has a single exon. The record is from RefSeq and is a predicted model, not a curated record. Bases 1 to 801 code for a protein of 266 amino acids.